This is a messenger RNA of Mobula hypostoma (lesser devil ray), 7843 nucleotides long. RefSeq names its product FERRY endosomal RAB5 effector complex subunit 3 (gene ferry3). The record is from RefSeq and is a predicted model, not a curated record. Lineage: Eukaryota; Metazoa; Chordata; Chondrichthyes; Myliobatiformes; Myliobatidae. Gene Ontology annotation, cellular component: cytoplasm. The transcript is spliced from 14 exons. Gene Ontology annotation, biological process: regulation of mast cell degranulation. Bases 86 to 1753 code for a protein of 555 amino acids.
UUCAGUCGGCCUUCCUGUUGCUGGGACUUGACGUGAGGUGUUAGUGAAGGAUCCCGGCGCUUGCUGGAAUAUCAGAACUGGGAAGAUGCUAUUAGGCACAAGAAUAAAAGAGAAACCUGCACACUUCCAGUCAUCAGAAAAAACAUUUGUUUUUAACUUUAAGUCAAGACAACAGUCAUAUGUGCUAUCUGCACCCCUCCAGAUCCCAAUGCAAGGAAGCAUCAAUGAUUUACAUGGACGUCUUAUGCUCUUACAUAAUCUUCCUUGUUUUGUUGAGAAUGAUUUAAAAAAUUCCCUUUAUCAAUUUAUUAAUGAAGAAACUGAAAGGAAUUAUGACAAAGAAGCAGAAGCUGCAUUAGAAAAAGUGAAAAGCAGCGAAUUAAGUACUGAGCAGCUUGUUAAUGCUUGGGCGAAAGCUUAUCACGAGACCACAUUGGAAUAUGCUCAGCCUGAAGAGCCAAGCUGGGAUGAAGAUUUUGCAGAUGUAUACCAUGACUUGAUUCAUUCUCCAGCCUCUGAGACUCUACUAAACCUGGAACAUAAUUACUUUGUCAGAGUUUCAGAGCUCAUAAGUGAAAGAGACAUGGAAUUAAAGAAGCUACAGGAAAGGCAGUCUGUAGAAAUGGACAAAGUAAUGCAAGAACUAGGAAAAACACUUACAGAUCAAGAUGUAAACUCAGUUGCUGCUCAACAUUUUGAUUCCCAACAGGUACUGGAGAAUAAAUGGGCCAGUGAACUAAAACAACUAAUGACAAUUCAGAAACAGGAAUACCAAGAGUGGGUAAUAAAACUACAUCAAGACAUGAAAAAUCCUAACAACAGUACAGUCAGUGAGGAAAUCAAAGUAAAGCAAAGUCAAUCUGCAGUAUCAAAUGAACGAAUGUUUGAAGAGCGAUCACUGUUGGAAGAAAGCUUUACUAUACAUUUAGGAGCCCAGUUGAAAACCAUGCACAACUUGCGCCUAGUGAGAGCUGAUGUCCUUGAUUUUUGUAAGCACAAGCGCAAUCAGCAAAGUGGUGUUAAACUUCAGAGAUUACAGACAGCACUGUCACUAUAUUCCACUUCCCUCUGUGGGCUUGUCUUGCUUGUUGAUAACCGCAUCAAUUCCUACAGUGGUAUCAAGCGAGAUUUUGCAACAGUUUGCCAGGAGUGCACAGAUUUUCAUUUCCCUAGAGUGGAACAGCAGCUUCAGGUUGUCCAACAAGUUGUACUUUAUGCAAGUGCUCAACGUAACAAGAAAAUAAAGGAAAGAGCUGAGUUACCAAAUGGAAAUGGGGGGAGUGAAGAUAAGUCAAAAAUCGGAGAAAGAAAUCCAUCAAAUAUUUUACCAGGAGAAUUUUACACCACGAGGCAUUCUAAUCUUUCUGAAGUUCAUGUUGUUUUUCACCUGUGCGUGGAUGAUAAUGUAAGAUCUAGCAAUAUUACAGCCCGUGAUCCAGCAAUUAUGGGCCUACGGAAUAUUCUGAAAGUCUGUUGCACUCAUGACAUUACAACGAUCACAAUCCCUCUAUUACUAGUGCAUGACAUGUCCGAGGAGAUGACAAUACCUUGGUGUCUGAAAAGGGCAGAGCUUGUGUUUAAGUGUGUAAAAGGUUUUAUGAUGGAAAUGGCAUCUUGGGACGGAGGAACUUCUCGUACAGUCCAGUUCCUUGUACCGCAGAGUAUUUCAGAAGAAAUGUUCUACCAGUUGAGCAACAUGCUACCUCAGAUUUUUAGAGUGUCAUCUACCCUGACCCUGACCUCCAAGCGAUGAACAAACAAACGACUGAACAGCGAGUGAGUUAUGCUGACAAGUCACUUUUUGUGUGGGCUUCAGACAAGAUAUUAAAAAUGAUCAACUCUGCAUGUUUCCCACAGCAACUCGGAAAGACUUUUUUUCAUUUCAGCAGAAUCUCAAACAUUUAUAAUUGUUGCACUUAAGUUGAAAUAUGCAUCAAAAUCUAAUGUACUGUCACAAUGAAGAUGGUGUCUUAAAGUUGAUUCUUGUCUCCUUUUAUAGACUUAAAAGUUACCAAGUAAUGUUACAAACACAUUUAAUGAGAUGUACUAGAUUCCUCUUCCUAUAAUUUCAGUAAAGUCAUGGUUUAAUUCCUCUGCCAAAAUGAAGAGAUUUGAUGUGAAUGCAAUAAGCCUUUGUACAGUUACAUCCUCACUAUAUUUCAAGACUAUGGAACUUAUAAUAAUGAAAAUAUAUUCAAAAUUAUUCCAUUUCUAAUUCUCAUAUUUGUACAUGUGUGAGGCAAAGUUGCUGGCCUAAAAAUAAUUAGAUUUGUGAAACUGAUUGCAGCCUAUAGCUUGCUUUGGGGUAACAUUAGGUGAUGAUAAGUUUCAUAUUUGUGUACAGCUAGCUAUUUAAUUGUGGAACUUGAAUUAUUUUCCCAUGCUUUUUAACAUUAUGCAGCUAGUUUGCCUAUCUAAAUCUGUUAAACAUUGAUCAUAAAUGAGGCAGUCAACUAAUACAUUUUUUGUUCUGCGGCUUAAAACACAGAUGAUUAAGUGUGGCAUCAGAACCACCAACAUAUUGUGAUGAUGUACAAAUAUAGGAUUAAUAAGUGUUAAGUGAUUCACAUAUCAUAUAAGUUGUUAUAAUUUUAUUCACUUUCAAGUUUCAACUGUGACUUAAUUCCCAAUGGUGACUCUUUGAGUUCAUAUCCUAAUAUGUAAUUUAUAGGAUUUUAAACAUGUAUUUAAAAUGAUGUCACUUUGGAUAUUUAGUAACAUUAAAGGCUCAUCUGCACCCAAUUAAGUAACACUAAAAUGGAAAGUUAUGUUUGAAGUUGGUGUAACAGAGAGCCAUUUCUAAUUAAUUUGUGGCAUUACUGUUUAUCUGCAGGCACACCUGUAAAAAAUCCAUUAUUCAUUAUUUUUCACAUAUUUGUAUAACAGAAAUUGUAUUCUUCAAUUGCACUGGUGUACAGAAUAAUGAGUGAAAGCAGUUUGAAAUAUUUAGAAUCGUGUGGGAAUAGUUACUUGUAAUCUCAUGAAUUGUCUCAACAUACAUUUUGUAUUUGAAGAAGUAAACAUACUGCAUUUUUAAAAACUGAUACAGUAUAAUUUAACUUUUAUGUAUGUUGUGUGCCAUUCUGGUUACUCCUGUACAGGCAGAAUGUGGAGGCUUUGGAGUGGGUGCAGAGGAGGCUCUUUAGGAUUAGAAUGUGUUAGCUCCAAGGAUGGGUUGAACAAAUUUGAGUGUUAAAGGCUGAGGGAAGAACUGUUAGAGGUUUAUAAAAUUCUGAGGGACAUAGAUAGGAUGGCCAGAGUAUUUCUCCGUGAGUGGAAAUGACAUACUAGAGGGCAUAUCUUUUAUGCAAGAGGAGGAAAGUAAAUUUGUACCCAAUGUGGUAAGGUGUGGUAAAUGCUACCAGACAUGGUGGUGGAAACAGACAUGAUAGUGUCAUUUAAGAAGCAGACAGGCACUUGAAGAUGCAAGGAAUGGAGGGAUAUGGUUCAUGUGCAAGCAGAUCAGUUUAGUUUAACAUUGUGGGCCAAAGGGCCUUUCCCCAUGUUGUAUUGUUCUAUGUUCUAAAGCUAAUAUGCAUGGCUGUUUGUGGUUGUGCAUCACCCAAAGCUCAGCAUUUGCUGGUGUUAUGUUCAUAGCAGCUUUGCCUUCAUCACGCACAUUGUACAGCACUUCAUGAAAGCGUUAAGCAGUAAAAUAGUGUACAUAGAAAGGGGCUUUGGGGGGAUUUUGCAUCAUGAAUCCUGUAGUGUCGAGCAGCCCUUAAAUGUCCUCAGAUUGUGUAUAAAUUAAAAAUUAUAUUUGAAUUUCUAUGUUAACAUUUUUGUCCCCGAAGUCAGAAGAUUGUGGGUUCAAGUUCAAGUUCUGCUCUUAGAGUCCUCAGCAAGAGGAUUUUUUAGGUAAGCGCUCCAUGCAAUCCUGAGUGAUUGUGGCACCGUUGGAAAUGUAGUCUUUUAGGUGACAAAAAGCUGAAGUUGUGCUCUUUCAAUCUUCUGCACAGAACAUUUGUUGCCACACAUGGCUGUAUUAAUGGCAUUCUCCAUGGUGGAAGGCUUGAUUGAGAGGAUGAGCAGUAAAAUCAUCAGGUAAUGAAGAUGGAGGAAGAAAUGAAAGGACUUUGUUUUGGCCCAGGAUGUUCAGGGUAUAAUUCUCUAAUGUGAUUCUUGGUGAGGAACAAUAUAUAAAUGAUAUGACCUUUAUUCAGGAUGUAAUCACUGACUGUGGCUCAAAAGAGGGGAGCCAUGGAGUCAUAAGUAGCUAGCCAUCUGGACACAAGCUGGGGUCUGAUCAGCCCCGGCUGGGUCACCUGGAGGAGGUUGUAUGAUGUUGAAAGACCCAAUGAUUCAAGGAACAUCACUGAAGAUGUGUCCAGAAGCAUCAAUAGAUGUAUGUACGCAGGUGAGGAACAAUAUAUAAAUGAUAUGACCUUUAUUCAGGAUGUAAUCACUAAAAUAUCUCAUGACAACAUCAUGGUACAUGUGAGAAAUUGCCCAUGGCUAUCAAAAUGCUGUAAAGAUGAACCUGUUGGGUUCACUGGAAGCUGGAAGUGUAGGUACUUGCAACAUUUCCCAGUUUAUUCUCCUCUAUUACAUAAAGGUCAGUGACGCUAUUCAAAGAUAACCGAGUACAUUUAAUUCUUUGUUAUAAGGGCACUAUGUGUAAAUGACAUUCCAAAAUACCUGAAGUAUAUUUUAAAAAAUGAAUAAAAUAGAAUUUAUUGGACAAAGUUUAAGAAUAAUGACUCAAAUAUAUAAGAACAAUUGGCAAAAUUCAAACUAAUUGAAUUAAAUUUCAAUAUAAAGGUUUAGUUACUGAGAUCCCUGAGACCUCUGUUCGGAAUGUCAAUGGGCCUGCUCUAUUUGCACAAGGUAGGUUUAAUGGACAGACUGCCCAGCCUGAGAGCUGGGAAAUCACGAGGAAUCCACCAGUGCGAUGUAGGUGCUGAGGUGGCCAGAAGGCUGCCAGCUUUUAAGUGGACCUGUACCUUCUGAUUGAAAUCAGAUUAUCGAAGUGCUCAAAAAAUAUAAUUCGAGCAAAUGACCUAAGGAACUCUUUUUGGGAAAGGAUACCUAUUGUAAGAUUGUCCAACAGUACAGUAACAAACAUUAUUAACAGAAAAAUCAAUGGGCAACUUGCCAGAUUUACUUUUGCCCAAAAUUUUAUAAUUGGCUAGCGUGACAUCUGUAAACUACAGUUUGCAAUAUGAAGCCUUGGAUCAGGAACAGAUUGUGCAAAAAUUUUCAAAAGGUGACCCAUGUAGGCAAAAUUUCAAUUAGAAGCACACACAUUACAUUUAUUGGGAAAGCCUUUGAAAAUGACAAGUGUAUGAAGAUAUUUGAUGAUGAAAGAUAAGACCGUAAGACAUAGGAGCAGAAUUAGAUAUUCAGCCCAUCAAGCCUUCCCCAUUUGAUCAUGGCUUAUUUAUUAUUCCUUCUCAACCCCAUUCUCCUAUCUUCUCCCUGUAACCUUUGACACUCUUACUAAUCAAGAAACUAUUAAUCUCCACUGACCUGGCCUUCAUAGCCAUCUAUGGCAUUGAUUUCCACAGAUUUGCCACUCUUUAGCUCAAGAAAUUCCUCCUCAUCUUUGUUCUAAAGGUACAUUCUUCCAUUCUGAGGCUGUACCCUCUGGUCUUAGACUUUUCCACUGUUGGAAACAUCUUCUCCUUGUCCACUCUAUCUAAGCUUUUGAAUAUUCAUUAGUUUUAAAUGGCAUUCCCUCCUCAUUCUUCUAAACUCCAGUGAAUACAGGCUCAGAGGCAUCAACCAUUCCUCAGAUUAUACGUUUAUGCUUUCAUUGCUGGGAACAUUCUCAUAAACCUCCUCUGGACCGUCUCCAGUGCCAGCACAUCCUUUCUUAGAUAUGGGGCCCAAAACUGCUCACACUACUCCAGAUGAGGUCUGACCCAAUCCUUAAAAAGCCUCAGCAUAACAUGCUUUCUUACAUACUCUAGUGCUUUAUAAAUGAAUGCUAACAAUGCAUUUGCCUUCCUGCAAGUUAACCUUUAAGGAAUCCUGCAUUAGAACUUCCAAGUCCUUUUGCACCUCUGAUUUCUGAAUUCACUCCACAUUUGGAAAAGUGUCUACACCUUUAUUCCUUCAUUAACAUAUAAGCUGAAAAGUAGCAAAACAAGCUUCUGACCACUGCGGAACACCACUUGCCACCAACAACCAAUCAGUAAAGGUUCCCUUUAUCCCCACUCUUUGCCUUCUGCCAAUCAGCCAAUCUUUUAUCCAUAUUAGUAUCUUUCCUAUAAGACAUGAGCUCAUGGGCUGUUACCUUGUUUAGCAUUCACUGACUCUCUUUCGUCUAUCCUCCCUGUUACUUCCUCAAAGAAUUCCAACAGAUUUUUCAGGCAAGAUGUCCCUUUAAGGAAACUAUGCUGAUUUCAGCCAUGCUGACUUUGAUAUAACACAUUUAGAUACUUCUGGUUUAACAGACAAGUGGUCUCCUCACAUGGUGUGGUUGCCCAGAUGCUACUGUUAUAAAUAUCAUUUUCUAUAUAUCUUACGAUGCAAUUACACUCAGUGGCCAUUUAAUUACUUGCUCGUUAAUGUAAAUAUGUAAUCAGCCAAUCAUGUGGCAGCAAUUCAAUGUAUAAAAGCAUGCAGACAUGGUUAAGAGGUUCAUUUGUUCAGACUGGGGAAGGAAUGUGAUCUACGUGACUUUGAACGUUGAAUGUUUGUUGGUGCCAGUUGGGGUGGUUUGAUUAUCUCAGAAACUGCUGAUCUUUUGGGAUUUUCAUGCACAACAGUCUCUAGAGUUUACAGAGAAUUGUGCAAAAAAAGAAAAAAAAACAUCCAGUGAGCUCCAGUUCUGUGAGCAAAAAUAUCUUGUUAGUGAGAGAAGUCAGAGGCAGACUGGGUCAAGCUGACAGGAAGGCAGUAGUAACUCAAAUAACCACACAUUACAACAGUGAUAUGUAGAAGAGCAUCUCGAAUGCACAACAUUUUGAACCUUGAGGUGCAUUCGUUACAGCAGCAGAAGACCAUCAGCAUUCAGAAAUACACUUAGUGGCCAUUUUAAUAGUUACCUCCUGUACCUAAUAAAGUAGCCACUGAGAGUAUGUUUUAUAUUGGUGGUCAGAGUUUGCCUGGAAGAGAAGAAAAUACUUCUCUGAAACUCCAGCUGGAAUAUUGCAAAUAAAAUAGGCAAUUCAAAGUAAUGUGUCAGCGUCACACAGGCUUCCUGUUGAAUUUGAUAAAUACUUUAUGUAAUUCUAAAUAAUCAAGUAUAAUACAAUAUGAUAAAUGUGUUCAUUUAAAAUUACCUAAAAAAUUUAAAAUAAUAUAUGUUAUUUAAAUUAUCAGCUUUAAAGCAGAACAUAGGACAUUUAGAUGGGAUUUGAUUUUUUUUCACCCAAGGUUUGUUGAACUUUUGAUGCACUGUCUGAAGGGUAGUACAGGCAAGGAGUGUUUAGAUGUGCAUGUAAAAAGCCAAUGGUAUAGAAGACCAAGUACUGGAAAAUAGAGUUAGUACUUGGUGUAUUUAAUAUUUUAGUAAUAUUUGAGUAAUAUUGUAAAUAUAUUUCUUGGUUAAGCAUUAUUUGUUGUUUACAUAAUGCGUUGCAGGAUAUAUGUAAAAGUACGUAAAUGGCAUAUGUCACGAGGCUACCACGUGAUACGUGCACAUCUCGCUUAAAAGUAAAGACAAAGUUUGACUCUCAUUCCUGGCUCUCGUGUUUUCUUUUCUAUUCAUUUUUUAAAAUAUGUUUUGGAGUUAUAGAACACAACAGUGCUGUUAGGUACUUGAUGGCCAGUAUUGACACAGAGUCGAAGGAGCUACGUGACUGUAAGUGUGAAGUAAAUUAUCUGUAAUUCAAUAACAUAAAUCAAUGUACUGAAAACACUAGACAACACAUUUUUGGAAGUAUUACAAUUAAAU